AUGAUAUGUGAAGGUGUCGGGACUGUGAAUAUUCAAUGUAAUCAUAAGGUACUUAUUCUUAAUAAUGUUUUGUAUGUUCCUAAAUUAACAACAAAUUUGAUUUCUGUGAGUAAGUUAUUAGAAUUAGAUCUAAGAGUGGUGUUCAAUUCGGGAGGUUGUUUUAUAUAUGACAGUAAUGAUAAACUUAUCAGUUCUGCUAGGAAUUUAAAUGGGAUAUUUAAAUUGUAUGGGUGUGUUAGAAAUAGUAGGUAUUUGCACAAAAAGGAGCAUUCUUUGUUCCUUCACGAUAAGAAGGACUCCCAGAGUGCCGCAGUUGCAGCUCAUCAGCAGCCAAUGCUAUUAUGGCAUCGAAGGUUGGGCCAUCUCAGCUCUGGAGUGGAGAUUGAUAGUUUUAAUAAUAUUAAUUCCUGUGUUUUCAAAGAUUCGUGGGAUACUGGCAGCGAGCACAACUCCUCUGUCGAGUGUUCGGUGAAUGAUGACGUAGGAGGUGUCUCUGUUACGUCACAACGCGCGACGUUGACUGGAGGGGAAGGUGUGCCUGUAGCUUCACGCCCAAUACGUAGUACACGUUUGGUUCCGCCUAAAAGGUAUGACGACUAUGAUCUGUCUAUGUUUGUAAGGGAUGUUUUGGUCGACGAGCCACAGUCGUAUCGAGAGGCUAUGGAUAGUCCUUACUGCGAUGACUGGAUGCAGGCUAUGAAGCCGUUAGAGCAAAGUCCAGUUACUAAUGUGCCGGUCGGGAAGAUUGAUACUUCUGAUAUAGAAAUAGCACUUCGCGCCACAAAUAAAGGAUAC
Brenthis ino (lesser marbled fritillary) is the source of this 795-nucleotide messenger RNA. The record is from the annotation of a GenBank genome assembly. Lineage: Eukaryota; Metazoa; Arthropoda; Insecta; Lepidoptera; Nymphalidae.